AUGCGCGAUAUGGCAGAGAUUGUGCUGUAUGACGUAUCCGCGAAGAAAUGGUAUAUUCAGCGAGCUACCGGAGACAUUCCUCCCCCAAGGACCGAGUUCUUUACGGUGGGAAAGGCUUCAUCCGAUGGCAAGACAUACGAAGUAUAUGUGUACGGCGGUAUGACUAAUGCAACCUACGACCUCAACUAUCCUGAUGAGCUUGGCUACUUGAAUGUCUAUGUUCUCUCCCUACCUGCAUUCAGAUGGUUCCAGACCCCAGCAACAACGAGCACCCCCAGAUGCAGCCACACUUGUUCCAUUAUCGGCAACAGGCAAAUGAUAUCUAUCGGUGGCUGCCCGCCUAGUACGCUUAAUCAAUUCGGCGCCGAUUACGAUGAAUGGGCAAGCGGUAUAGGGGUUUUGGACCUGUCUGAACUACAAUGGAAGGACCACUACGACGCGGGAGCUGCACUCUAUGAGCGAGCACAGUUGGUCCAGAAAUACUACAACCAAAUUUAUGCCAAGCCAGCGUGGAGUGAUCCGGCACUGGCAACAAUAUUCGGUAAGUGCCCUUUUCGUCUCCAGACUCAGGGACGCAAUAAGUAUCAGAACUGUGUAAAAGCAGCGUUUGCCGGCCCAAUCCAUCCCACUACACCCCCAACGCCUGGCCCAACAUCUCCAGUACCACCUCCAGCAUCAUCAACGUCUCCUCAUGGUGGCUCGUCUCAUACUGGCGCUAUUGCUGGCGGCGUCGUGGGAGGCGUGGUAGGCUUGGGUCUUAUUGCUGGGCUCGCAUACUUCCUUGGAACGCAUCGUAGUCGCAAAACCGCCGUCUCGGGAUCUCUUGCGCUCCACCUUCAGAGCCAAAGUCUUCUCACAUACACAACAGCCCUUCAACAAUGCAGAAGCCAUCGCCGGAGAUGGGCCAAACGCAGGUGUUUGAACCAAGUGAGAUGGAGGGCGAAACUCAUCAGGUGGCCGAAUUACGCGGGGUAUAUCGGGAGCUUGCACCAGGAUAAAGAUAACCCAUAA
Molecule: messenger RNA, 1011 nt
Organism: Cladophialophora bantiana CBS 173.52
Lineage: Eukaryota; Fungi; Ascomycota; Eurotiomycetes; Chaetothyriales; Herpotrichiellaceae
Exons: 2
Coding region: 1-1011 (336 amino acids)
Molecular function (GO): protein binding
Source: RefSeq, a predicted model, not a curated record